This is a messenger RNA of Parastagonospora nodorum SN15, 1104 nucleotides long. RefSeq lists its product as hypothetical. Bases 1 to 1104 code for a protein of 367 amino acids. Gene Ontology annotation, biological process: mRNA catabolic process; negative regulation of translation. The transcript is spliced from 5 exons. NCBI's taxonomy places the organism in Eukaryota, Fungi, Ascomycota, Dothideomycetes, Pleosporales, Phaeosphaeriaceae. The record is from RefSeq and is a predicted model, not a curated record. Gene Ontology annotation, cellular component: P-body; CCR4-NOT core complex; CCR4-NOT complex.
AUGAAGAUCAAAGCUCGAGCUCCCGGGAGGCAGCGCCAAGCCGCUCGAGCGCGCCAGUGGGGCCAGCACGGGCAGCUUCAGGCACAGGCGCAAGCGCAAGCUCAGGCACAAGCGGCCGCCGCUGCAGCCGCCGCGGCGCAACAACAGCACUACAAUCGCAUCGCCGGUAACAACGGCACCUCUAUACCAGGCAACAACAUGAUCCCCCCGCGCGGCCCUGCCAACGACAUACAAGCGAACACGGACAUCGGCAUGACGGACGAGAACAAGCGCGUUCUUGACUGGAUCGCGCAACUCAUGAAGCCAGGGACGCGCGAAUCGGCCUUGUUGGAGCUGAGCAAGAAGAGGGAGCAGGUGCCAGAGCUAGCUCUGAUACUGUGGCAUUCUUUUGGUGUCAUGGCUUCUCUCCUUCAAGAGAUCAUCUCCGUCUACCCUCUGCUCAACCCCUCGCAGUUGACCGCUGCCGCUUCGAAUCGCGUCUGCAAUGCUCUCGCGCUACUCCAGUGCGUUGCUUCUCACACCGAGACUCGCGGCCUCUUCCUGAGUGCGCACAUUCCGCUCUUCCUCUACCCGUUUCUCAACACGACGUCCAAGUCGCGACCAUUCGAAUAUCUUCGUCUUACUUCGCUUGGUGUCAUCGGUGCUCUCGUCAAAAAUGACUCCUCCGAGGUCAUCAACUUUCUCCUAACAACCGAGAUCAUCCCGCUUUGCUUGCGCAUCAUGGAGACUGGCUCCGAGCUCAGCAAGACCGUCGCCAUUUUCAUCGUACAAAAGAUACUCCUUGACGACAUUGGCCUCGCGUACAUUUGCCAGACCUAUGAGCGGUUCUAUGCUGUCGGUACCGUCCUUAGCAACAUGGUCAACCAGCUCGUAGAACAGCAGACUGUUCGCCUGCUCAAGCACGUCGUUCGAUGCUUCCUUCGCUUGAGUGAUAAUGCUCGCGCUCGCGAAGCGUUGCGUCAGUGUCUACCCGAGCCUCUCCGCGAUGCUACCUUUUCCUCGGUGCUACGGGACGACGCGGCCACCAAGCGCUGUCUCGCCCAACUCCUAAUCAACCUCUCUGACAAUGUCGAUGCUGCGAACAACCAGCAACUCAUGCAUUAG